Herpailurus yagouaroundi (jaguarundi) is the source of this 2063-nucleotide messenger RNA. RefSeq names its product zinc finger SWIM-type containing 7 (gene ZSWIM7). Gene Ontology annotation, molecular function: zinc ion binding. NCBI's taxonomy places the organism in Eukaryota, Metazoa, Chordata, Mammalia, Carnivora, Felidae. The transcript is spliced from 5 exons. Gene Ontology annotation, biological process: double-strand break repair via homologous recombination. The record is from RefSeq and is a predicted model, not a curated record. Gene Ontology annotation, cellular component: Shu complex. The coding region runs from base 112 to 549 and encodes 145 amino acids.
UCACUGCGCCUCGCCCCGCCCCCGGCCGGCGGCGGGAAUCUUCCCUGGACGCUUCCCUGUCGAAGCGUCGCGCCUUCUGGGCUCUCCUAGGAAGCCAUAGUUUAUGACGCCAUGGCCGCCUCCUUGGCUGGACUCACGUUGCCCGCUGUCGUGGAGGAGCUCCUGAGUGAGAUGGCCGCGGCGGUGCAGGAGAACGCGCGAAUUCCUGAUGAGCAUUUAUCAUUGCUGAAGUUCAUCUUUGGCCCAUCAGCCAUUCAGGCCUUGGACCUUGUUGAUCGACAGUCCAUCACCUUAAUCUCAUCGCCCAGUGGGAGGCGUGUUUACCAGGUACUUGGAAGUUCUGGUAAAACGUACACAUGUUUGGCUUCUUGUCAUUACUGCUCAUGUCCUGCGUUUGCCUUCUCCGUGCUGCGGAAGAGUGACAGCCUGCUGUGCAAGCAUCUCUUGGCAGUUUAUCUUAGCCAGGUGACAGGGACCUGCCGACAGCUGAAGGUCUCUGACAAGCAACUGACAGACGUAUUAUUCGCAGAGAAGAAACAAAAAGCAUAAAAGGUAUAGAUUAAGCAUCAUUAUCUUUCAAAAUAGAAGUCCCACCAGGAAACACGUGGUUCAUGUGGAAGAGAGGUGAAAUAAUCUUCUGGAGACUUCUUGUUACUGUCCCUCUUCCCUCCUGGACAAGAGACUGUGAGUUGCAACCCAGGAUGUGUGUAUGGUUUGAAGUUCUGUACAGUUCUUCUGGAAAAUCAGAACCCGCCUGUGAGGACCUUGGAUAAAUUUCUGAGGUGGAAUCAAGCAUUUUAGACUCAAACAAACCCUAAUCUCUAUCACACCCUGUCUGCAAUUAGAUUAAGUUACUGAAGUACUUAGUAAUUUUUAAGAGGUUGGAAUGGUAGAUGAAACUGGUAAGAAAAAGUUUAGAUGAGUUAAGUGUUACUUCUUUUCUUUGGGUCCAGGGAAUCACUCUGCAGCAACAAAAGAGCAGAGCAGAGCUAUGGCUAAGCAGCAGCAACUAUAAAAAGACUCCGGGGUUUUAGUUUCACUGAGCUUUAGCUCCCGGUGGUGUUGCCAAAAAAGCUUACAUAAGCUGUAUUGUUAGAAAGGUGUAUCUGAAGCAAGGAAAGGGCUGGUUUUGCUCUGCGUGCAUUUCUGAGCUUUAUAAGAAGCCAAAUGAAGGAAGAGACAAAGUCAUGCCCUGAAGGAAGUAGAGAAACCACCAAGGAUUUCCAGUCUGAACAAGAAAAUGGAAAAGAGACUCCAAGAGGAGAGUUUUAGAAGGGAGGGAGAUGGGACUCGUCUGGACCCCGAGAGAGUGAGGGGUAAGGACAGAUGGCAGUGAAGAUGAGGCCACCUCAGCCCAGAAGAACUUCCUAAGGAAAGCCAUUCAUGGCCAGAACGGGAGCCUGGAAGGCCAGGCAUGCUGUCUGCGGGGCUUGCACACCUGCAGCUUCCUUGUGCAGAUAUUACAGCAGUGAACACACAGAGGGGAGAGAUUUUACGGCCCAGGAAACACGAGGUGCAGGUGCUGGAGAGCCGUGUGACCGGCUCACAGGUGGUGCAGCGUUCUCUGGUGGCCAGGGCCUUGGGUUCCGUGGAGGCGCAGCACACAAAAGCUGUCAGGACUUUCCUACUUGGGAAGCUUGGGCUGGGUAUAAACUUCUCCCUUUAAGCAGUCUUCAGAACAAAGAAUAGAAGGUAGAUUCAGCACCCUGAGCUGGUUUUUUAAGUUUUAUUUUUAUUUCAUGUCAUACACAUACACAGUUCUAGGAUUUUACUUACUAAAAUUUUCACACUUGGGUUCCAGCAACUUGGCCAAACGUCAGCUUGGUAGAGAACUAAAAAUCACUGCCUAACUCUAGAAGGGGAAGACGCAGUCUGGAAGAGGAGGGAUCGAUCCCAUUUCUCCAGUUUCUUCCUCUAGGGUAUGGCUUUGCAGUAUGCAGAGAAGAAUGUUAGGAAAAUUGUUAUCUGAUAUUCUACUUCAGAACUUAUUAGAGUGUCAUUUCCCCAAAUAAAUACAGCAGUUUCUUGACUGAAGAAUUAAACUUUUAAUUUUCCUGGUCACC